AUGAUAGUUGAAAGUAAUUACAAAGCAGUUGAAACUUUUGAUGUUAUAUAUGAAGAAGUUAAUUUGAUAGAUUUUGAAUUUGAUGAAAGCAUAAAAACUUUUUUUUAUCCUUGCCCAUGUGGAGAUAUUUUUGAAGUUACCUUAGAAGAUUUAUUCAAAGGAGAAAAUAUUCUCAAAUGUCCAAGUUGCUCGUUAACGAUCAAAAUUUUGUAUACUCCUGAGGAGUUACAUAAAUAUACAUAA
This is a messenger RNA of Plasmodium reichenowi, 243 nucleotides long. RefSeq names its product zinc finger protein, putative. The transcript has a single exon. Lineage: Eukaryota; Apicomplexa; Aconoidasida; Haemosporida; Plasmodiidae. Gene Ontology annotation, biological process: protein histidyl modification to diphthamide. Gene Ontology annotation, molecular function: metal ion binding. The record is from RefSeq and is a predicted model, not a curated record. The coding region runs from base 1 to 243 and encodes 80 amino acids.